AUGGCCACAUCAUCUAACACUGGUUUAGUUACGGCAGCUUUUUCGUCGCUACUUGGGUUGACACCAUCAAAUGCUUCUGUGCCAGCAGUGACUAUUGAUGCUCUUAAAAUCUAUUCAUGGGCGGUUCCAGUUGCUGGUAGAUCACUUGUACUGAACAUACAUGGACAAGAUCUACAGAAACCACUGGAUGUUACUGAUAGUGACACUAUUAGGCACUUGAAAGUAAAUAUUCGAGACAAGGAAGGAAUACCAAUCGAUGAACAAAUACUAUUAUUCAAGUCCAUCGAGUUAGAAGACAAUCGAACAUUGAACAGCUAUGGAAUACAAGAUGGAUCAAUUCUGUAUCUCUAUCGUCGAUUCCACCGUGGCGAAAUUUUUGUUAAAACUUUAACCGGAAAAUUAAUAGUAUUAGACGUGGAACCAUCCGAUACCAUUGAAAAUGUGAAAGCAAAAAUGCAAGAUAAACAAGGAAUUCCACCAGAUCAACAUUGUUUAGAUCAAGAACAAAUUGGUUUCUUUCAUCCUACUGCAAAUUGGAAACAUGUCAAUGAAUGGUUAAAACAUUUCGAUCAAAUCAUUGAUUCUCCAACAAAUGAAUAUUCUUUUUUUAAUAAAGAACAACAGACAAUUCUCGAUGAAAAUCAAACAAUUUCUUCAAUACUUAUUGAUGGAAUCGAUCGAAAUAUAACAAUAAAAGUUACAUUUACUUAUGAAACAAAUAAAGUAACAAUCAAUGCAUUAAAAUCAACAAAAAUUUAUCAUUUAUUAAACAAUGAACAUCUUCUUCGACAACUAAAUUUAAUUGAUAUAUCUCCUAAUGAUUGUGUUCUUGUUCUUGAAGGAUCAAAUGAACAAAUUCUUUCGCAAAAUGAUAUUCAGCAACCUGUAAAUCAUUAUAUAUCAACAGAUAAUCAAUCAAUUCAUUUUAGAAUAUCAAUUAUGAUUCAGAUAUUUCGAUAUGAUAGUUCAGAACCAAUUUCAAUUCAUUUUUCAAAUAGAAAUAUCAUAAUGGAAGAUAUAUUUCAAUCAAUUACUAAUGUUCCAUCCAAUGUUUAUAAAUACUUAGCUUCCAAUUCAACAAAGAAAGUUAUUGAUUAUUGUGACAAACUUUCGAAUAUAAAUGAAACAAAAUUUUUAUUAGUUAAAGAAAAUGAAACGUGUCUUGUAUCAAUUGAAAAACCUAAAAAUAAUCAAUUACUUGAUUUAGAUGAUGGACAAAAUGAUAUUCAUCAACGAUAUACUAUUUAUGCUCGAAUUCUCGAUAUUUACCAGGAAAAUCAACUUGAUAUUGAUCAUCAAUAUUUACUUUAUUCGAAUGAUUUUGUUCCAUCAAUUCAAACACAAUUAAUAUCUUUUCAAUCACCAUCAUCAUUAUCAUCAAUUCGAUUUACUUUAAUCAAUGAAAAUUUACCAGUGAAUAUUACCAUUGCAAAUAAUGAAAAUCAACAAACAAUUCAAUUUCAUUCUUCUUUAACAAUUAAUAUUAAAAGUUUACGUUCGUUUGCUUGUCAAUUAUUUUUAUUAAAUGAGAAUUAUUAUCAAUUAAUGUACGAUGGUUGUCCACUUGAUGAUGAUGAUAUAACUUUAAAUGAUAUUGAUUCUGAUAUGACUCAUAUAGAAUUACAAAUGAAUUCAACAGCAGAGAUUCAUUGUUCAAUUCAAUUUGGUGAACGAAAAAUUAUAUUACCGUGUUCUUCUAAUACAUUAGUAGAAAUGAUUAUUAAAGAAUCAUUAAAAAAAUUAUAUUUAUCUCAAGAUGAAAAUCAGAUUUAUGAAUUAUUUGUUUUAACUGAUGAUGAUCAAACAUCAAUUGAAGAAGAUAUUCCGAUUGAUGAUAUUUAUUCAUUAUUUCCAUCUAAACCAACUCUCAUACCGUUUGAACUAAAGAAGAGAGGCGAAUAG
Adineta steineri is the source of this 1902-nucleotide messenger RNA. Lineage: Eukaryota; Metazoa; Rotifera; Eurotatoria; Adinetida; Adinetidae. The record is from the annotation of a GenBank genome assembly.